This is a messenger RNA of Sphaerodactylus townsendi, 2434 nucleotides long. RefSeq names its product neuropeptide FF receptor 1-like. The record is from RefSeq and is a predicted model, not a curated record. Gene Ontology annotation, biological process: regulation of adenylate cyclase activity; regulation of cAMP-dependent protein kinase activity; G protein-coupled receptor signaling pathway. Lineage: Eukaryota; Metazoa; Chordata; Lepidosauria; Squamata; Sphaerodactylidae. Gene Ontology annotation, molecular function: neuropeptide receptor activity; opioid receptor binding; peptide binding. The transcript has 4 exons. Bases 246 to 1520 code for a protein of 424 amino acids. Gene Ontology annotation, cellular component: membrane.
CAGCACCUCCUUCUGUCUUGCGAGAACUGAUCUGCUAUCGCUGGUUCGCUGCCUCACUGCUUUCCUCUGUAAAAAAGACUCCUCAACAGAUUGGAGAUGAGAUCCGGUUUUUGUUUUGUGAAAUCCCUUCUUCUUAUGAUGGAAGCAUAAAAUCGUAGAAGCAAAGUUUGGCAUUCUUUUUGCCAGCCACAAAGAUGGAUUUCCGAUGACUUGAGGAUGCAGGUGAGUUAAAUUCCUGCCAUACCAUGGAGCCUUCCGAAAGCAGCGUGAAUCAGACCUUGGGCAACGCUCACAGGAACCUGACUUACUCUCCCUAUUAUCAGCACUUCCUGCCUGUUGCAGCUGUCUACAUCGUUGCCUACCUGUUCAUCUUUGCCCUGUGCAUGGUUGGGAACAGCCUGGUUUGCUUCGUUGUGCUGACAAAUGCCCGGAUGAGAACUGUCACCAAUUUGUUUAUUCUCAACCUGGCCAUCAGUGAUUUGCUGGUGGGAAUCUUUUGUGUGCCUACCACGCUAGUGGACAAUUUAAUCACAGGCUGGCCCUUCAGCAACAGCAUCUGCAAGAUGAGUGGGCUGGUGCAGGGGAUGUCCGUUUCGUCCUCUGUCUUCACCUUGGUGGCGAUUGCCGCGGACAGGUUCCGCUGCAUCGUGUAUCCAUUUAAGUCAAAGCUCACCCUUUUCCAAGCCCUCAACACCAUUGCUGUUAUUUGGGUGUUGGCUAUCACCAUCAUGUGUCCUUCUGCCAUCAUGCUCACCGUAGCUCAACUGGAGGAUAGCUACAUGGUGUACGAUGACAAUCAGAGCAUGGCUUACCCCUUGUACUCCUGCUACGAGGCCUGGCCUGACAGCAAGAUGCGUAGAGUCUACACCACAGUGCUUUUUGCCAACAUCUAUGUAGCCCCGCUGAUGCUCAUCACAUUCAUGUACGGCAGGAUUGGGUUUAAGCUGUACAGAUCUUCAGGCCCGGUGAGCCGGCACCAGGUGGUAAGUGAAGAUCGGUGCAAUGCAGUGGUCUCCAGGAAGAAGGUCAAGGUCAUUAAAAUGCUCAUCCUAGUGGCCUUGCUCUUCAUGCUGUCUUGGCUUCCCUUGUGGACACUGAUGCUUCUUACAGACUACGUCAAACUGGAGGACCAACAGAUCAAUCUGUUGGCCAGUUAUAUCUUCCCCUUUGCCCACUGGCUUGCCUUCUCAAACAGCAGCGUCAACCCCAUCAUCUAUGGCUACUUCAACAAGAACUUCAAGAGAGGCUUCCAGGCAGCCUUCAAACUCCAGCGUUGCUCUGAUGAGACAGUCCACCAAGAGGCAUAUCCUGAAAGGGCCACCAUCAGCACCAGAGGCUUUGGUGCUCGGAACAAAAUCUUCACUGACGGAGACUCCUCAGACUCAGUCUGCUUGAAGAAUUUACCCCAAAAAACUUCUUGCACCCUGCAGACUGAAUGUGAACCAAGGCAAGGACUUCGCCUUGAGGAUAUCGGUGACAUCACACCCGUGAAUAAAAUCUGCAAAGCUUGGGUCGCCUGAGAGAGAGGGUUCAACAGAAAUUUGGCUGAGAGGUACCGUUUACUUUGCUGAAUCUGACUUGAAUCGAUGGAAGCAGCAGAAUUGCCACUCAUUCACACCUUGCUUGGAUUCUAACUCACAUGUAGGAAUAACUUGCACGUCACGUGUGUUUUGGAUGCUCCAACAGCCAUUCAGCUGUGGUCGUUUAUUGAGAGCCAUUCUAUAUGUGAUGCAACUGUUGUAUGAGUUUGGGAAUAUCUCACUUCUAAAAAAGUUAAGAGAAUGAAAACCUCUGCAAAGCUGUCUUGAAGAACUGUGAGUGAGCUGCGGCUGCUGGAAAGUCCUUAAACCCUUCCCUUCUCUGCUUUUUCCACAUGUUAAAUAGCCCCUGUGAGCUUACCGUUAGCUCUACAGGAAUAAAAAGGGACAAGUUAUUCUAAUCAUGGAACUUUGUCAUCAUGUAUAUUUUGGCCCUUAGUUUGACUCAGCUUGGACCACACAAGGGGGGCGGGUGGUGUGGGGGGGUUGUGAUCUCAUUAUUUUACCAUGUUUGAGCUGCAGGGCUGCCAAAUCCAUCAACUGCCUUGGCUGGCCCCUCCAUCUGAUGCACAAGGGGAUCCACACAGUUUUGAUCUGCUCUAACUCUACAAUACUCGGAGUCUUUUUGAUAUGCCUCAGCAACCCUAAAAACUGCACUUUUGCACUGAUGCAAAAGUUCCUUCAUUCUAUGUCAUUUUUUAAAAUGUCCACAAUACACUAUACAAUCAGGUUCUUGGUGAACUGGAUUAAGUUUGCACAAACCUAAAUCCUUGGUUUAACUGCACCUUGUGGAUUGGGAUCUGUGAGUCUCAUUUGUGUGAAUUGCAAGUGUUACUGAUGACCGUGGCCUUCUUUGGUGUAAACUAGUCAAACUCAUAUCAUAGCUGACCAUAAAU